GUGAUGUUGGAAAUGGCGGUAACAGCAGCAGGAGGUUGAGUUUGAGCCUGGGACUGCUAAAUCUAUGCUGUUUGUAUUUUCCUUUGGACAAAGGCCCUGCACCCUCCUGCUGGUUGUGAGGCUUGUCUCCCAGGUGUCUCAGCUGGGGUGCUCACUUUGGGAAGCAUUAUGUUGAAGGAUGGCUGGGGAUGGAAUUGUUCUACUAGAAUGAUAAGUGCCUCUUUCAUCAAGUGGUGAUCUCUGUUCAUGGGCCAUGGAUCCCAAGGAUGCGAAGCACAGGAUGAUGCUGCCUUUUAUCCCAGGCCAGCAUGAUAAGGUUAUUGGAAAUGAGGAUGAAGAAGGUCUCUAUGGCUUUUUCUGCAUGAGGGGCAAUACAUCUAAUCCUGAAGAAGAGCCUGACUAUGCAUUAAUAGCAGAUGAGUGUCCGCUCACCUCAGAAGAACUUUUCCCUGAAUGGACAAUAAAAGUCAAACCCGGGAGAGUCUUGGAGAUUUGUCCAAGUGUUAUCAUCUUCACUGAGGAUUGUGGUUGGAGCAGAGGGAGCAUUGUUGGGAGUGAACUUCCUAGCAAUGCUAACAUAUUCAUCUUUAAUAGCCCUGCUCAGCUGAAAUGUGGACCUCUAGGGGAAAGGGAGAGAAGAGAUGAUACAGCCAGGCAGGAUGAACUGCACAGACCAGAACUGAAGAGAGACCAGUGGCUUCUGCACUCUGAGAGCAAUAGAGCUGGAAAGUGCAUGUGGUCUCAUAACUGCCCAAACCCGGACGAAGUGGAGAGAUUGCCCUGCUGUAUGUGUUUCACAUUACUAGAGGAUAAAAGGGAUGCAGAAGUCGAGGCCAAGAAGGCUUGUGACUGGCUGCGUGCAGCAGGAUUUCCUCAGUAUGCACACCUUUAUGAAGACUCACGGUUCCCUAUUGACAUCACAUCCGUGAAGAAAGACCACAGCUUUCUGGACCAGGAUUCCCUCAAAUCCCUUUGCAGGAGGCUGAUGACACUGAACACAUGUGCCUCUAUGAAGCUGGAAGUCCACUUUCAGCAUAAACAGAAUGAAGACUCAGAGGAAGAAGAUCUUUGUGCCAUCAGCGACCGAUGGGCCUUCCAGAGGGACAGCAAAAGGUGGUCCAGAAUUGGCUCUGUUGACUUUCUCUCCCGCAGUCCAGAGAUGCUGAACUCCACCAUGCGGCAGACAUCCAGCCAUGAGAGCAUCCUUACAGACCUCAGUGCUAAUCUGGAAGCUACUUCUCUCCACAGCAAUACCAGCACUGGUGGCACAAUUGGCACUGUGGUCACCCCGCCUGAUGUGUCACCCAGCCGGGACUCUCCAAAUAUCACCAAAUCCAGCCAAAGCUUGAAUGACCAUUGCUUGGCAGACCAGUCCCCAACCCAGAGUGGGAGUGCUAAGGAAAAGUCCAAGAGGUGGAGAUCCCGCAGCUUCCUAAAAAGGAUAGAAUCUCUCAGAAGGAAGGACAAAGAGAAAUCUGACUCCAAAGCAAAGGAUGCCAUCAGUGGCAGAACAGUGACCAAACCAGGGCUUCAUUCUGCAAAGGCCAAUGGGCACCUUACUGCUGCCACAACCAUCUCUCCUAAAAGAGGAAUGUCCUCCUCUUUCCAUGGCAACAAACACUUUCUCUCUAUGGGAUAUAAGACUAAUCGCACGUCAGACUCGGGUGAGAGGAAACCGGGCUCUGAAUUAAGACGCAGUGGGGUCUAUCUGGAGGAUUAUGAAACGGCCCUGAAAAAUAGCACCAGUUGGGCUGCUGGAGAACUGGGCUAUGGGCAUGUGUACAAGGGCAACUGCCUGAUACACCUCCCUGGGGACCACAAGCCAGGGACUUUCCCUAAAUCUCUCUCCAUCGAAAGCUUGUGUCCUCUCGAUGGCAGCCCUUUGGCCCACUGGAAACCUGGGAACAAAACAGUGGGGCUUUCAGGGUGUAACCUGGGGGGCAGCAGCAGCAGCCUGGAAGACUCUUCCCCUCAAGGUUUUGUGUGCCGGCAGAGGAGGGGGUCAUGCAGCUCCGUGGGUAGCCAGACGAGCAUGUACGACAACAUGCCCGAGUUUGGGAGCAGCGAAGAUCUCUUCAGCAUGGAUGGGGAGGUGAUCUACAAAAACCUUGAUGACAUCUUGCAGGAUGUCUGGGGGCUGCAGCGAAAGGUGGAGCUCUGGUCUAAGGCGCUCAGCCCCGAUCUGGAUGGAGAGGGAGAUGGAGAAGAGGAACAGGAGACGGACUCGGGAGGGGAACCCACCUUCCCCUCCAACCUGAACUUUGAAGAGCAGUCCAUGUCCGAUGUGGGCACCUCCGCCAGCGAUUUCGACAGCACGGGCAACUCCUUGAAUGAGGGAGAAGAGAUUGAGGUGCGAGAGCGCAGGGAUUCCGGUGUGGGAGCGUCCCUCACGAGACCUUGCAGGAAGCUACGCUGGCACAGUUUCCAGAACUCCCAUCGUCCCAGCUUGAACUCCGCCUCCUUGGAGAUCAACCGCCAGUCUUCUGCUCAGCUCAACCUGCUGCAGAAGUGCUCACUGCUUCGCCUCACCGCCAUCAUGGAGAAGCACUCAGUGCCAAACAAGCAAGCCUGGGCAUGGACUGUCCCCAAAUUCAUGAAGAGGAGCAAAGCCCCCGACUACCGGGACAAAAUGGUUUUUGGGGUCCCGCCAAUCAUCAAUGUGCAGAGGACAGGGCAGCCUCUGCCGCAGAGCAUCCAGCAGGCGAUGCGUUACAUCCGCAGCCAGUGCCUGGAUCAGGUUGGCAUUUUCCGGAAGUCCGGGGUGAAGUCUCGGAUCCAGGCGCUGAGGCACAUGAACGAAGCCUCCCCCGAGAACGUGAACUAUGAAGGGCAGUCAGCCUACGACGUGGCUGACCUGCUGAAGCAGUAUUUCCGGGACCUGCCAGAGCCCAUUUUCACCAGCAAGCUCACUGACACCUUCCUGCAGAUUUAUCAGUUUGUCCCAAAAGAGCAGAGGCUGCAAGCUGUCCAGGCAGCGGUCGUCCUGAUGCCAGAUGAGAACCGGGAGGUGCUGCAGACACUGCUGUACUUCCUGAGUGACAUUGCUUCAGCUGAGGAGAACCAGAUGACAUCUGGGAACCUGGCAGUGUGUCUUGCCCCAUCCAUCUUCCACCUCAACGUGUCCAAGAAGGAGAGCACCUCACCCAGGAUGAUUCAGAAGAGAGGCACCAUGGGAAAGCCUGACCAGAAGGACCUGAAUGAAAACAUGGCUGCCACCCAAGGGCUCUCCCACAUGGUCACUGACUGCAAGAAGGUGUUCCAGAUACCCCAUGAUAUGAUGCUUCAGCUGUGUAACUCCUACGUGGCAGCAGACGCCCACCCGCUCUCCCUGGCUGAGCUGACGAGCCACAGCCUACAAGAUGAGGGCAAGGACUUCCAGGCUUCCUUGGAAGACAGCAUGCAGAACCUGCUCAAAGAGUCAUCGGAGAGGUUCAAAGGGUGGCUCAGCACCCCAGGACCCCUGAACACAGAGCUCUCUUGCAAAAAGGUUGGUGAUGGGCACCCACUGCGUUUAUGGAAGGUCUCCACAGAGAUGGAGGCCCCUCCCUCCAUGGUGCUGCAGAGGGUACUGCGGGAGCGUCACCUUUGGGAUGAGGACCUGCUGCAAGGCAAAGUGAUAGAGGCCCUGGAUAAGAACAUGGAGGUUUAUCACUAUGUCACGGACAGCAUGGCCCCCCAUCCCCGCAGGGACUUCGUCGUGCUCAGGAAAUGGCGUACGGACUUACCGCGAGGGGCUUGCCUGCUGGUCUCCAUGUCACUGGAACACGAGAAGCUGCAGGUGGAAGGAGGAGUCAGAGCUGUAGUUUUAACAUCUCAGUAUCUGAUUGAACCGUGCGGGAUGGGUCGCUCCAAAGUGACCCACAUCUGCAGAACUGAUCUCAGGGGCCGGUCUCCCGAGUGGUACAGCAAGGUCUUUGGACAACUUUGUGCCAUGGAGCUGGCAAGGAUACGAGAUUCCUUCCCAGUGCUUAACCCAUGUGGCUCUGAGACAAAGAUUUGAGGUGACUGGAAGAUGCUCUCUCCUGUUUGAUCAUGAACCUCCCAGACAUUGUGGGGUGAAGCAUGGAGAGGCAACCUGGCCAUCAGCAGGCUGUUGGCAUCUGGUUGUGCGGAGCCUGUGCUUUACCAGGCACAUGAGCAUGACCUUCCUUUGAAUCAACCACCAAUCCCGAAGGAGACGGCCGUUGUCUCCAUCUCCAUGGGAUCCCUUUCUCCUUACCACCAGAGACCUUCAAAGCUGUGUCCAGCAGCACAUCCUGGGCACAAGGGGCCAAAACGAAGCCUUUAUUUCCUGCUUCCAGAAUCCCCGCUGCAGGCUGAAAGGCAGCAACAGCCUCCUUCCUAAAGCUCUGAGGAGCAGCUGUGCAGAAAUGAACCAGUGUGCUGCUUGCUGGGGAGAGCUGCCCCACCAUCACCUGCCUGCCAUGGAGAGAGUGGGGCUUGGGAAAGGGGUUGGGGAGUACAUACAGCAGGCUGAGCCAGGAAGCAACUGGACCAGAGUCAGAUGCCUUAAUUGCCCCCUUUGCUGACUGACCCUGGGCUCACCCUUUCAGCCCAGAGACUGGCCUCGGCCACGAGAGUGGUGGUGUGUGAAGGGACCAGAGAUGAUGCUGAUGUGUAGGAGAAGGGAGAGAGGGCGGAGCUCGUGCAGUGUCUGCAUGGCUGUGUGGUGUCAGGCAGAGCGUCUGCUGGGGAUGUGACUGUGUGAGGGGCACCAAGCAGCAUGACACACAGGCAGAGAGAGACAGGCUGAGGAGUUGGUUCAGGUCAGAUGGGUGUUAGGUUGAUUUGGUUUCUAAUUAAGCACUGCCAUGUGUUGAAUGGCAAAACAGAAGCUAUUUUACUCUGGGUGCUGAUUUCACUGGGAAGGACUCCAGGUCUGUGCCUUCUAUUUGAUCAGAUACAAGGAACCUCUAUCACCCCUGUUUUCAGCACGGGGUCGUGUGGACCGAUGAAAGAGGAUGCAACUAUUGUGCUAUCUAAGGGCCCAGUCCUAAUUCUCAUUGAAUUAAUUGAGAGCCUAGUCUUUCACGCUAAUAAAUUGGGUCUUAGAUCGAUGGGUUCAAAUUCCAAAGCAUUCACCCUGUCCAAGCUGUGCAAGGGGAAGGGUUGCCUUUGCAAGGCUGGGAGUGAGACCAAAAAUGAGCAGUGCAGCUCACGUCCUCCCUUGGGCUGGUUUUAGCAAGCCUCAGGGUUAGACUUCCAUUGCCUUGAGGUGGGAAGUGAAGAACACCCCCUCCAUUACACAGACACACCCUUACACAACGAACUUUAGCUUGGCUGUGGGGAAGAUUUAAAAGCAUUGGCCCAUGACAUGUGACCAUGGGGGCGGGGGGAGGUUGAUCUGAUAACUGUAUUCUGCCCCCCACUGAGAGAGUAAUGUGCGUUUGCCCCAAACUGUACAACAGAAGUGCCAUUUUAAUCAGGCGGGGGGAGGGGGGAAGGAUUGGGUUAGUGCACCCUAGUUUGCCCUCAUUGUUAUGGACACUAGCUCUCCCACCAAAGAAGCAGUGCUCGCUCCACUGCAAAUGGGAGUGAAAGGCAAGUAACAGUGUUAGAACGUAACUCUUCAUCCAAGGAUCCCACUGCUCUGAUCAUGUCCCUCCUUCCCUCUAAACUCUUAACAGUCUGUCCAUGACAGGAAGUGAUAUGCACUUGACGGGGUUUCUUUUUUAAUCAGGGACCCAAAUGACUAGACGUUGUUCCAAAUGGAAGGCAACACAACCCACUGGCGGGUGAAAUUGUCAGUUUCACCAGUAACAAUCUGCUUUCUUCUCUAAUGCACACCAGCUAUAUUCUGUUUGUUCGUUGUUGUAUAACUAACGUUUGGGACUGAUUCUCGCCUCUUUUUAAUGUUUCUUUUCCAAUCUAUAAAUACUGUACAGUUGGAAUAUUAAUAUAUAACUCAGGCGGUAAGAGCUUGGUGCUGGGUGACGAACACCAGAGUGACGCGUGUUUUGUAUUUAAGGGACUUUUUUGUAUCAGAUGCAGCCGCUACAGAUUGUCUGACUUCAAAGGGGGCUGUGGUUCCCCCUCCGUGUAGUAAUAAAGUACUAAUGUCAUCUACUGGCUAAUGAUGAAA
Molecule: messenger RNA, 6082 nt
Organism: Pelodiscus sinensis (Chinese soft-shelled turtle)
Lineage: Eukaryota; Metazoa; Chordata; Testudines; Trionychidae
Source: RefSeq, a predicted model, not a curated record